AUGCACUUCACAACCCUCCUCACCAUAACGGCAGCUGCAUUCGCCAGCACAGCAGCCGCAAUACCCCGUCUGUCAGGACCAUACCACGGCGUCCGCAUCCCAAUCCACGUACCCACCAAUGCAACCGGUGCCCAUAACGCUACGAGGACUGGUACUGGUACACGUGGUCGAGUGCCUCUUUCUACCGCGUCCGCUAAGAAUGCUACGCAUGCUCGUGCUCCUGCUCAUACUCGUCCCGCUUCGCAUGGUAUUAACCAUGUCAAUGUUAAUCAUUGUCAUGAGCUUUGUUCUUUGGAGGCUCAGACUUGUAAUCUGGCUGUGCCGGAUGAUGAUGCGUUCUGGUGA
Penicillium canescens is the source of this 345-nucleotide messenger RNA. RefSeq lists its product as uncharacterized. The transcript has a single exon. Bases 1 to 345 code for a protein of 114 amino acids. The record is from RefSeq and is a predicted model, not a curated record. NCBI's taxonomy places the organism in Eukaryota, Fungi, Ascomycota, Eurotiomycetes, Eurotiales, Aspergillaceae.